AUGAUAGCAUCAGCAAAGCAAACAAGAGACAUCCUGCUAAGAACGGAGGGAUCCCAUUACAAAAGGGCCAUUUAUCCAAUUCCAGAUAACCAGGAAGUCUUCCGAUCCACCGUAACAAAGACCAACAUCAUCGUCGAGCUGGUUGACCGGCUAGAACCCGGUUCAUAUACUCUGCCGGCAGAGACGGCGGCGCAGUUGACGGCCUCGAGCGCUGGGAGCGAAUGGAGUACCUCUACGGAAGUUAGCAAGGAGGACCUGAGUGCCGUUCUAUAUCAUCUCCAUGAUAUGUGCACCGCAAACGGGGACAGCUAUGAGAUUCUCGACUCACCAAAGCCAUACCCCGUCCAGCUCAUACCUGCUCCCGCAUACACCUGCCAGGCACUGGUGACCUCGAAGAUAAGAGUCCCCGACAACCUGCCGUCGUCAAAUACGUCCGCUCAGGCUUCGUCAGAACCGCCAUCGUCCGGUUCAACAGCUACCGGUACGAUAAACGAACGCGAAUCAACCUCGACAUGUCACUUUUUCCUUGUACGGCUGGCUCAGUAUGGCACAGAUAUACUCGUCUGUAUCAACGUGCCUCACGACAUGCUUGAAGAGUCUGGAGUUCCCGGUGCCGUCGCCCAAGAGGAGAUGCACGCCCAUGGGAUAAUGGCAAACAUGAUGCGGUCUCUAGGAGUAGUGGAUUAUGGACUCUUUGGAAACUAA
Messenger RNA from Arthroderma uncinatum, 705 nucleotides. RefSeq lists its product as uncharacterized. Gene Ontology annotation, biological process: protein import into nucleus. Lineage: Eukaryota; Fungi; Ascomycota; Eurotiomycetes; Onygenales; Arthrodermataceae. Gene Ontology annotation, cellular component: nucleus. Gene Ontology annotation, molecular function: guanyl-nucleotide exchange factor activity; small GTPase binding. The coding region runs from base 1 to 705 and encodes 234 amino acids. The transcript has a single exon. The record is from RefSeq and is a predicted model, not a curated record.